CUCGUUUGAACUCCGCUCGCUCGGUGUUCUUUUUCCUUUGCGUCGCGUGUGAACUGGGAAAAAAGGAGAGAGAGCGUCCCCGCUGUUCGCCGGAAACGGCCGCCGCGUCCGGCGAACCGCCGGUGCACGGGCAGUAGUGUGUUGAGGCUGGUGUGGUUGGUUUAGGCCGGUGGUGUGUUGGUGCGGUUGGUUCUUGGUUGGUUACUUGGGCGAGAUGGUGUGGUUGUAGUGGCCGCGCUUCAUGCGAUCGAUACCGUUCCAGCUCAAGAACGGUCACCACCACCACGGUGCCGCCAUGGAGGGGAGGCCGCCGCCGCAGCAGCAGCAGCAUCCUGCGCCGCCAAGGGUGUCGAGGUUCCGGAGGCUCCUGGUGAGGGUGUCCGCGUCGGAGAGGUUCGCCGCGGAUGGCAAGGAGAGGGAGAAAGACGAGAAGACGCAGCCGCCCGUCGCCGGAGAGGCGGAGGUGGCGGGGUCCGUCGGGCUUGACCGCAUGGUGCUGAGCUUCAUGGAGGAGACCGCGGCCGUCGAGCGGCCGCCGCGCGGGCGGUGCAACUGCUUCAACGGCAGCAACCACGAGGAGAGCGACGAGGAGGAGUUCGACUUCCUCCCCUCCGAGCACGCCUCCGCGUCCGUAGUCGCCGCCGGCGGCGACACUUUGGAGGCUCUCAAGGGCCUGGUGCAAAGCACGAACGUCGUGGAGCGGAACCUCCUCGCGGACGCGUCCAGCAUCGCGGAGCGGUGCGGCAAGAGCUGCAAGGGCAAGGCGGAGUGCCGCCGCGCGUUGGCCGACGGCCUCCGGGCCCUCGGCUACGACGCCGCCGUGUGCAAGUCGCGUUGGGAGAAGACCCCAACCUACCCCGCAGGUACUCAGGCAGUUCGGUUCAAAAGAUAUCCCCUUUGCGUCCGACCGUUGCUGACCGCGGGGGUGGAAUCAAUCUGCGCAGGGGAGCACGAGUACAUCGACGCGGUGGUGGGGGCGGAGGAUGUGAGGCUGAUCGUGGAGGUGGACUUCCGGUCGCAGUUCGAGCUGGCGCGUUCGACCAAGGCGUACCGCGCGGCGCUGCAGGUGCUGCCGCCGCUGUUCGCUGGGACGCCGGACCGGCUCGGGAAGAUCGUGUCCGUCGUAGCGGAGGCGGCGCGGCAGAGCCUCAAGAAGAAGGGGCUGCACUUCCCGCCUUGGCGCAAGCCGGAGUACAUGCGCGCCAAGUGGCUCUCCCCUCACGUCCGCUGCGGCGGCGACAAGGUUGUCGUCCCGGGCCCCGCCGCUCCGUCCGCGGCUACGCCGGUCCAAGCGGCGAGCUUCUCCGGCGAGUUCGAGCUCCUGUUCGACAGGAAGCCAAGCAGUGCCGCCGCCGCCGCGGAGGGCGGUGGCGUCGACAAGAUCACGGUGGUGGUGUCGCCGUGGCGCCCGACGGAGGAGGCCAGCAAGAAGCAGCAGGUGCCCAAGGCGAAGGUCGUCACGGGGCUCGCCGCCGUCCUCUGAGCGUGGCGUGGUGGACAGAAUAACUACUACUAGUAGCAGCUCAACUACUACCACCACUACUCCCCCAUCCCAAAUUUUCCCUCCUCUUUUUCGUUUCUUUUUCUCACGCCUCUCGAUCCGUUUGGGGAUCUAGUUUUUGGUGUUUUCCGGGAUUUUUGUUCGGGAAAGAGAAAAAAAAACACUCACCUCCUAUUUUGCCGUCCUACUAGAACCUCCCCUUUUCUUUCUGACCCUUGUAAUUUUUGGCCUUGGCAUCAGGGGCUUGUGAUCCCUUCUGCCAAGUAGUAAUAGUUUUAGUUGCAAGAAAAAUGGUCAUGAUCAUCUGGUUGCUUGCUUGAUGCAUGCCUCAUGAUCAUCUGGUUGCCUACUUGUCGGAGCAAUUAUUACUUACCUCCUGUGCUAGUACUUGAACUUGUUGUUGCUAUGGAAGAGAUGAACAAUGAGUACUGCUACUUGUUACUGCUAUGCAAGAGGAUCAUCAGAUAUGAACAAUGAGUAUUGCAAAUAGUA
This is a messenger RNA of Phragmites australis (common reed), 1993 nucleotides long. RefSeq lists its product as uncharacterized. The transcript is spliced from 2 exons. The record is from RefSeq and is a predicted model, not a curated record. The coding region runs from base 242 to 1483 and encodes 413 amino acids. NCBI's taxonomy places the organism in Eukaryota, Viridiplantae, Streptophyta, Magnoliopsida, Poales, Poaceae.